Molecule: messenger RNA, 557 nt
Organism: Rotaria socialis
Lineage: Eukaryota; Metazoa; Rotifera; Eurotatoria; Philodinida; Philodinidae
Source: the annotation of a GenBank genome assembly
CCCCUUAAUGAUUAUGGGUUGGCGAUCAUCAUAGGAUCACGUGGCCGUGACAUCUAUGUUGAAGUUAUUGUUUUGACUCUGCAUACUGACUAAUGAUAUAAUCGAUACGCUAUCGGAUGAGUCAUCCGGAACAAUUAGCCGUUAGUAACUUGUUCAGGGUUAUUCCACGAUUGGUGAUACUGUGGUUUGAACACAGUACCUUGUGAAUAUGUGUCGAAUAACAUAUCCACUCAACCACGGCGGCUCAGUUCAAUGAUAUAUUACUAAAAUUGAACAUUGAUCGACCUCUGACGUUUAAUAAUUAUACGAAUUACCGUGAAAAAGUUAUUAAUUCACCUGUAAAAGAAAAAAUACCAAUUGAUUAUGGAAAGAAAAUGUUUGUUCAUUUUACUUGUUGUUCAAGUAUGAAAACAUUUCCUUCAAAAUUGCAUGCUCUUUGGUAUGAAUACUUUGGUCAAUCUCCAAUCAAUGAAAUUAUACCUGUUCUUGGUACACGUAACGUCAAAAAUUUACAACGACGUUUGACACAUACAAGAUCAAUAGAUACUGACAAUUAA